Vanrija pseudolonga is the source of this 9165-nucleotide messenger RNA. RefSeq names its product Serine/threonine-protein kinase TEL1 (gene TEL1). Bases 1 to 9024 code for a protein of 3007 amino acids. Gene Ontology annotation, biological process: DNA repair; intracellular protein transport. Gene Ontology annotation, molecular function: protein serine/threonine kinase activity; small GTPase binding. NCBI's taxonomy places the organism in Eukaryota, Fungi, Basidiomycota, Tremellomycetes, Trichosporonales, Trichosporonaceae. The transcript is spliced from 11 exons. The record is from RefSeq and is a predicted model, not a curated record.
AUGAACACGGUCCCGGGCUUGAGCUCGGCGCUCAAGAGCUACGAGUCGGACAAAUCCACGGAGCGCACCCGUGGCCUCGCGGAGCUGCGCGAAAUCUUCAGCAACCGCGAGAACGUCGAUCAGUUCAACAAAGGCGCGUCGAAGCACGGUGGCGAGGGCUGGGUCAGUUUCUUCCAGUGCCUUUUCCAGGCUGUAAGCUUGGAGAAGAAGGGAGCUAUCAAGGAAGCUAUUCAGAAUGAUAAAAAGACAGCCGCGCAGAAGCCGACGAAGACGGCCGCCAACCGCCUCGCGGCCUCCGUUUCGUUCGUCCGAUACAUGGCAGAACGAACCGUUCAAAUCCUCUCAAGGAAGCCGUUCCUCGCGCUGUUCACACACAUGUCAACGCUGCUUGUGCACGAUGACAAGAUGUACGAGCCCGUCGCCCGCGACUACCUAAAGGCGCUUCGCAGCCUGCUGCGCUACCCACCACACCUGGAGCACCUCGACCCAGGAGGAUGGCAGACGCUGAUGGGGAUUUGCUGGUCUUCCCUUCUUGGUGAACGGGUGUCCAUAGAAGACACCUGGGCCACCAACAACAACGACGGGUUUGAAGGAACAAACUCUUCCGCUUCAAUCUCCGCGUCGGUCGCCAACGAAGUCAUUGGACUCAUCCCUGUCCUCUUAUCAAGCUCGCGAGCGCCACUCAACGCAAUACUUUCACGGGCCGGUAAUGACCAGGCAACCCUCGGUCUUCACAUCCUGCUCAAGAUCCAUGAUUACCUCGCUCAAGUUCCCCAGCAAACCACCGUCCCUCCCGAAAUUGUACGAUCACUCAACCUCGUGCUUGCCGAGCUCGAGCUCAACAACAAGGAGGGAUUCACCGCAGCGUCACUCAAACUCUUCCCCCAGCUCGCCAAUCUGUGGACUUCGCGAAACAAGGGUGAUUUGGCCCUGCGGGAGCAGCUCCUUGUCGGUAUGCGUAUCAUGCUCCCAUUCGUCACACAUCAGUCUGUGUCAGACGACCAUAAGAGCACGGUUAGGGAGUCAAUGACCAGGAUUCUUGAUUCGCUGCCCAAGGAGGCCGUCUCCAAGGGCUCCAUCAAGCCCCUCGACUUGGAUGUGCUACGAUUUGGUCCAAUAACCACCAACCCUGGCCCAUUCCAGCUGACUACCCUCACGGCUGGAUUUGGGUUCGACACCCAGCAAGCAAUCAACUGGGCCGCUAUUGAGCUGUAUGCGGCGUGCUACUACCAAACAUAUGAAUCCUUCCGAGCACCGCCAAGCACGACGCCGAGCCGAUCUGAGCGCGGCCCGUCAAAGCGACAGAGGACGGAGAACGCCCUGGCCGCACUCCUACGUACGACCACAGCCGGUCUGCAACAAACACGCCUACUGGCCUGUCAGGUCCUGGUCUUCUUCCUCGACAGGCACUGGGCCGACAUUCAGAGUGACACCCAGGCCGAGAUCCGAGACAAGCUUCUCGACCUUCUCGAUGACGAGGAAAGCUCUCUACAGGAAUGGAGCUUUGCAGGUCUCGCAACUCUCGCCCUCAUCGACGACGCCACAGACGCCACACCAACCACCUUGCUCCCAGUCACUCCUUCCGUCCUCGCCUCGCGCAGGAAGCACGAGCAAUCGGCAUGGGAGCGACUGUGGGCCCAUGCCAUCAGGAAGACAUCGGCCGAGUCGGUAUCACGCGUUGCCUGCUUCGCUGCCAAUGUCGUUUUGCAGACGUCCAAGGUCGACCACACACGCAUCCUCCGCGACGUUCACACUCUGUUGAAAAACGUCGAUAUUCAAGGACCAACCGGAGUCUUUGAAUCUGCCUGCUCGUUCCUCGCCAACUGCGUGCUGCAGGUUCGUGCCGACGUUGGACUAUAUUCGGCCAACUUGGAGGACAAGGUACUCGACUGGUUUACCAAAACGUACGCUGUGGACGCCAGCGGCCGUGCUCGCUCCCGUCUCGGAUCUGCGACUCCGGCCAACAUUAUCGCCCUCCUCGGGGCAAUCUGCAACUUUGCACCCACCACUGUCGCGGAUACAACAAUCACAGAGCACCUACCAGAGUGCACAAUCGUCAGUCAUAUGCUCAACGAGGCGGAAACGGACCCUGUUCGACGGACAAUCCUCUAUGGCACCAUGCCCGGCAUUCCCACUCCGGCAUCGGCAUCGGCAUCAGCCCCAGCCACCGUCACCCAUCCAACGGACGUAGAGAACCUUCUCUUCAUGCAGGGUCGACCCCGCAAGCUUUCCAACUCCUUGGGGCAAGCCCUUGUCACGGUGACGAAAGAAUGGCAGCACAGCGAUCGCCCAACAUUAGUGACUCCUGAGCGCCUUCGCAAGAGCAUCGACCUGGUCGUCUUGGCGUUUUUGUUCCAAGCAACCAUCCAGGCAAACGGACUUCGUCCAGACUCUGAUAAGUGUUUGGUGCCUGCCGCAGAAUUGCUGGAGAGCCUGGUUCCCCACCUUUCUCGUGAGUCGACCAACACGUCGGCCCAACUGCUGGCAUGGCGAGGAUUUGCACCACUUUACGACAUUCAGAUCGCCGAGCCGCCGACGUGGCCCAUCUUGCUCAAGCCAGAGUCAACCUCGGGCAUUCGCCGAGACAUUCUCCCACCUGAACGAUACGCCAGCUUCAUGCCUGAUGAAGAAGAACGGCCCGACCCCAAUGCCGAUCUCUUGUCCAUCCUGUGGCAGAGGCCAGAGACUUCAGCAGUCCUCGGCAAGAUCAUUCAGGCCAGCAACGCGACCUUGGCCGAGAUCCUCAAACGCUCUGCCGGUGCAGCGUCGGCGACUAUUGGCGGCGAUGACGACGACUUUGGUGCCAUCCGCAACGCGGAUAGCGAUGCCGUUCCUCAGUCCAUUGAGGCCAAGGAGGCGCAAAGAUCAACCGAGUCACUGUUGAAAGCGCUGGUCGAUUUUCGACUUCGAGGUGCCAUGUUUGCACAAUCGCCACGACGACCAAGGGGUGACAAUGCGCUCAUCAACUCAUUCUUGACCGCCGAUGCCGGCAGCUUUGUGCAGCUCGGCCUUGCAAUCUGUCAAGCGAUGCAAGACGGCAGCUUGAAAAUUACCGUGGAGGCUGUCGAUUUCAUCAUUGCCGAUAUCUGGGAACGACUGGAGACCUAUGCGUUCAAACGGGACGGCGAUCUGGUGCGGCUGGCAGUCGUGUUUCUGACAAGGACGAUUAACAUUUGGUUGUCACCUGAAUCAGGUUUGACCAAGCAGGCUAUCGAGCUUGCCCGGUUUCUUGUUGAAACAAGUGCCGAUGGCAAGGUUACAUCAUGGCCGGCUCGACUGAGCAUACUCGUCUUCAUUGACGAGUACCUCGACUACGACCCCUCCUACACGGCGUGGCAGCAACAGCUCGGGGAGACCGACGAAGCAGACGUCCAAAUGGGAGGCGUGUACCCUUUCACCUGGGGUCCUCUCACGCAUAUUCAAGACGCCCUGCUUGACGCCGACACUCGUGUCCGUUUCCGUGCUUCGUCAUCCGCAGCGGGACUUCACUACCUUCCAGACUUGUCCGAGGAGCGAAAAAAGGCCAUGUACCUCAACACCACCGCUAAGGAACCAGCGAACGGUUCCUGGGACGUCUCCUUGACCUUCCUUCUCUGGAAGCUCAACACUUGCAUCGCCAGCGCCCAGCUCCGAUCAUCAACCAUCUUUCAUCUCUACGAGAUUGCCGACUUUGCUCGUUGCAACCUUCCUUAUCUUCAACCUGGACUGGAAGCUGUCGCUCAUCGCUUGGGCCUCGAGUCGCUCAAGCCUCUUUACUCGGCCCAUGCUAAUAUCAUCGUCUUCAACCAGCUUAUCAGCGGACAGUUACCUCUCGGCCUUCCGCCGGCUGUGUACGGUUGCAGUACAAGGAAAGAAGUUGCUCAGCUUCUCCUCGACACCGUCGGCCCAAAGAUCAUGUGGGCGGGGGCCGGCGACGCCGACGUCCAAUCCAUGGCCUUUUUUACUGCGCUGUGUGAUGCUUCUUCAGUGUCCGAAGACUCGGCGCGGGGAAAGUGCUUUCCAUUAGCUGCAGCUGUCGCAACUGCUCGUACCGUGGGUUCCGAGUACGAAGAGCACAACGAGUCUCCACCCGAGAGCCAAAUGCUCCAAAAGCGCGUGGAAGAGGUCAUUUCCACCAUUCCGGUUCCCAGCGGAGCCACAGCGAUCAAUCUCGUCUCAAACAACAUUGAAACCGUCGUCGCCUCCCUGUUCACUCUCCUCAGCAUGGCUGAGACCAAUGAAAAGGUUGCGGAGACGAUUCAAGCCAUCGAUUCGCGACGUGGCACGAGUGGCUCAGGCGACGUCUUCCUUCAACUCAUGGCAUUUGGCCCCCGUGGCGGCGACGGUGCACCCCCAGUCCUCGAUCCAGCAGAGGCAAGCUAUGGCGUGCUCCGAACGCACAGUAUUCUCAGACUACUCUUCAAGUCCAUGUCCAAGAGAAAGAUGCUGUUCGACGGUCUUGUCCGCCUCUUCCAUUCAAUCCACCAAGCUUUCCUGGUCAAUGAGCAACAUCGCUACCUCCGCGCGAUCGCUGUCCUCGUGUCCUUGUACCGCAAGGAUUUGUCCAAACCAAUGGUCCUUCACCUCUUCCUCCGCAACAUGAUCGAUCUGCUCUGCAAAGAUGACAUUAGUGCCAUCGUUCUGUCCAUGCUCCAAUGGGCAUUUGACGUCGUAACCGACAGCGGGAGCGCACCGCCGCAUCUCGACGACAUUCUCAUCAGCCUCGGAUCGUCCUACGUCAAACUCAAGGCUUCACCGCGGCAUGCUGAUGUUGCCUCGCGCAUAGAGUCAUGGGUCGCGGAAAAGGCUUCGGAAUGGCAAACCUCCGAGGCGACGAAGACCACCCUACAAGGAGUGCUAAUCUUCUGGCCCAAAGAACUGUCUUCACACUACCAGAAGAUUGCGGAACCCGACUUUUCCCACCUAUCCGCCAUUGCUGAGCGCCCAAAUGUCAACGACCCAAUGACUCUGUGUAAGAGACUUGCUGCCUCUAUCUCAGGGGCCAAGGCCGAGAUGCGGACCGAGUUCCUCACCUCGACAUUCUGGCAUAUCAAGAAGCAGUUGAACGCUAGUCAGUGGGAUCGGGAUGGAGCCAUGGCCUUCCUCGACCUGCUGUACUUGGCCAACGGUGAGGUGCAUGCCCCUUCUCUGCAAGCCAUCAAGUCUCUCAAGGGACCCCUGCCGGCGGGCACCAAGCGCCAGCGCGAUAACAUGGACGCCAUGCUCAGGGUGAUGGUGAUCGACAGGGUAAUCAAGCACACGCAGGACCAAGACUACCGCCUCCGCAAGACUGCCUUUGAGGUGCUGCAAAUGAGUGUCUGUGAUCUCCAGUCAACUUCCGACCAAAUCGGCGGCCUUCCUCCGCAGCUGGAUGACGUUUUCCAAUAUUUGGUGCCCACUGCUCGCCCCCCUGCAACGGCGGAUGUCAAGAUCAAUAUCCUGGGAGACGAAACAGCAGGGUGGAUCACCAAGGCUAAGCGAUACGAGCUGUGGGCCGGAGACCUGGCUCUGCUUUUGGCGUCACUUGCGUCGGUCGACGAUCCCUUCUACGCCGGCCUGCGCCCUCUCCUCCAGACCAAGGGUAAAGAGGCAACAGACUUGCUUCCCUACCUCGUGCAAGCCACAUUGACCUGCGGAGCGACCACACACAAUGAGGAUACUGCCCAUCGAGUCAAGGUCCUGACCGACCAUUUCACACAAGUCCUCCAGUCUUUGGGUGCUGCUGUUGAAACGCUGGAAAUGAUCAUCCAGAUUGUUCUCCACUUGCGCAACUUUCAGCCGCCGUACGCCACCGGCGAGCUCUCGUACAACCAAUGGCUCAACAUCGACCCGCUCGUUCUUAGCGAGGCUGCUGGACGGUGUGGGGCAUUUGCGAGUUCCCUGCUGUUCCUCGAAAUGGCCAACGACUAUCCCCGAGACAACUCGCCGGGUUUAGAUUUGUCAGAUGCGAGGGUACAAGCGGUCAUGUACUCGGUCUACAGCAACGUCGAAGACCCUGAUGGUUUCUAUGGUAUUCAAAACAACAAUGUCAUGGACUCUCUCCUCCGUCGACUCAAGCAUGAAGGCGAAUCCUUGAGGGCCUUUGGAUACAAUGUUGCCAACUUUGAGGCUUCAUAUCCGUCCAAGGGAUCACGAGAGCCCCUGCGUGAAGCGGUUCGCAACUUUCACGACCUGGGGUUCAACAGCCUCGCGGGCAAUGUCAUCAAGGCACUGCCACGUACAGAAGCCGACUCGGGCCAAUCCUUCCUCGAACUCGCAUGGCGCAUGGGCGACUGGGAUGUCCCGCUCAACAACGACGUGGCUCAGACCUCGGAGGGCCGCUUCUACAAUGCUCUACGAUCGGUUCACCGCGAAAUGGACUACGACACUGUGCAGGCAUCCAUCGACGCGGCCGUUCAAUCAGAAAUGGCUUGCUUGCAGUCCAUUGGCAUCGAACGCAUGACAGAAAUCAAGAAGACAACCCUGAAUCUUCUCUGCCUUCGUGAUAUCGCUCGAUGGACUUCGAAGAACAUGCGGCGCUCCAUCGAUUCACGAGACUUUAAUGGCGCAAUGUUGAAUGACUAUGUGGACCUGAGCUCAUCGUUUGAGUUCCCAACUGCCGAGCGGCUUACCGCAACGCGACUGUCGAUGAUCAGGUCGGCCGCAGAGCGCGAAAGCAAGAACCAGUUUGGUGACCUGCAGUCGGACGAGCUCAAGGGCCAGAGGAGGCUCGAAGUGUCCUGUCACCUGCGGUUGAGUGAACUCGCGCGCAAGGAAGGAAGCCUCCAAGCAUCUGUGAACGCCGUCACUUCGAUUCGCCAACUCGAAAACUCGAUUCGACAAGGGACGUUCUCGGAUCAAGCCCAAGACGAGUUCAGCCAAAUGCUUUGGGCCCAAGGAGAACACUCCCUGGCAAUUCAACACAUUGCAAGCUUAUCCGCCGCUCUGACGGUUCAGUCGUCAAGCAGCAAGGUCAAGUCGACGGUGGAGGAGUACCAGCGCCGGGCUGUGCUUCUGGGACGAUCGGCCCACUGGAACUCUCUUGCCAGGCUCAAGUCUGCGGAAGAGAUCAAAACCAUGUUUACCCAGGCCACAGAUUUGGCCAACAAGGGCAAGGCUCAUGCAAAGGAGCAAGCCAAGCUCGCCCACGACUUUGCCGCGUUCGCCGAUCACCAUUAUGGCGUCUUGUCCCGAUCACCAGAGCUUGAACGUCUCAAGUCGUUUGUGGACCGCAAGCAAGAUGCCAUCCAGCGGCUAGAUGCUAGCCUGCAGGCUACCCCUGGAAGCACUCGGCACAAGAUGGACAAGGAUCAGCAAGAGCUAGAGGAAGAGCGCAAGGCCAAGCGUGACUUGGAUUUGGAGCUUCAGCGGUACUUGCAAAACUCGCUCAAGUACUACGCCGCCGCCAUCUAUCUGAGCGACGACUUCGAUGAUUCAAUCACGCGCCUGACGUCCAUUUGGCUCGAACACAGUACCAACGAGGCGGCAAUGACAUCCUUUGCCCGGUCCCUCAAUCACAUCCCCUCGCACAAGUUCAUCUUCCUUGGCCCGCAGCUCGCAGCGCGCCUCUACCGGCCCGAGACCCCCACAACGUUCAACUCCAUUCUCAACGGGCUGAUGCUGAGGUUGGGCCAGGAUCAUCCUUACCACAUCCUGUACCAAGUGAUCACCCUGGCCUACCCCUCGACGAGCUCUCGCCGAACGUCGGCUCCUGUCUCACAAGAACCCCGCGCUAGUGCGGCUGCCGAGAUCAUGGAGAAGAUCAAGAACGACACCAAGAAGACCAUGGCCCAGGAAGCUGGCAAGAACAUGACCACUUUUGCCAAUGCCGCGGUUGCGUGGUGUUACAGCGACCACGACAAAAAGGUCACUGGCGAACGCCCAAAGCCUGGGCAGAGCCUUACCAUGUCCUCUUCCAGUCUGCUCGCCCAUUGCAAAGGGCUUCCCAUCCCGGUCGCCACAGCUGUGCCUCCAGUGGACCUCACGCGCAAGUACGACCGCAUCCCAACGAUACAGGGCUAUGACCGACAGUACAAGUUGGCGGGUGGUGUCCACCGACCAGCCAUCAUGUCCGUGAUUGAUACACUGGGCCAAAAGCAUGUGCAACUGUUCAAGGGUGACGACGAAGUGCGCCAAGACGCAGUCAUGGAGCAGGUGUUCGAGUUGACGAAUCGACUGCUUCAACGGGAUCGCCGGGCAGCUGCUCGGAGCCUCACCUUCCGCACCUACACCGUCGUGCCGUUGGCGGAGCGAUCUGGUAUUAUCGAGUUUGUCGGCAACACGAUGGCUAUCGGAGAAUGGUUGAAGGACGCACACUCGCGCUACCGCAAGGGCAUUGACACGUCGCAAGAUGUUAUGCGAAAGAGCUUGGAGAAGAUCCAGAGCGUCGACUGGGCAUCGCCCAAGAUGGUUCAAGUGUACCAGGACAAGAUGGCGUCGUUCAAACCUGUCAUGCGGCAUUUCUUUACGGAGAAGCGACGCGAGCCUCUCGCAUGGUUCACCAUGCGGCUAAACUAUGCUCGCAGUGUGGCUGUGACAUCGAUUGUGGGCUACAUGGUUGGCUUGGGAGACCGCCACUGUUCCAACAUUUUGAUCGACACGGAGACUGGCGAGUUUGUGCAGAUUGACUUUGGCAUCGUAUUCGAUGAGGGCCAGAAGCUGCGUAUUCCUGAAAAGGUGCCCUUCCGCCUCACCAACGAUGUCGUCGAUGGCCUGGGCAUCUCGGGGGUGAAUGGCACGUUCCGUCGCUGCUCGGAACAGACACUUCGAGUUCUCCGUGACUCGUCGGAACUGAUUCUCACGGUUCUCGAAGUGUUCAAGCACGACCCUCUCUACUCCUGGACUGGAGACGCAGGAAAGAUGAGGCGUGCACAGGGUGGCGGCCGCGUGGACCCCGGGCAGCAAUCGACCACGGGACAGGACAAGGCCGAAAAGGUCCUGUCUCGCAUCAGGCUCAAGCUUGGCCGCACACUGAGCGUAGAGUAUGCUGUGAAUCAGCUCAUUCAGCAAGCACGUGAUGUUGAGAGCCUGGCGAAGAUAUUCAUUGGAUGGCAAUCGUGGCUGUGAGAAAGGUUGUAGGAACUAGAAACAAACACCCAGCAUUAGAUACCCGGAGGCGCUCGUCCCUUGUAGCUACACCGUGCUGUGUUAAAUGCAUAGUACACAAAGAUGGCCCAGAGGGGCACACGCGCACACGAGGAUCGCCAG